This is a messenger RNA of Molossus molossus (Pallas's mastiff bat), 861 nucleotides long. It is a transcript of the gene TFEC, whose product is annotated as transcription factor EC. The record is from RefSeq and is a predicted model, not a curated record. Gene Ontology annotation, molecular function: protein dimerization activity; DNA-binding transcription factor activity, RNA polymerase II-specific; RNA polymerase II cis-regulatory region sequence-specific DNA binding. Gene Ontology annotation, cellular component: nucleus. NCBI's taxonomy places the organism in Eukaryota, Metazoa, Chordata, Mammalia, Chiroptera, Molossidae. The coding region runs from base 1 to 861 and encodes 286 amino acids. Gene Ontology annotation, biological process: regulation of transcription by RNA polymerase II. The transcript is spliced from 6 exons.
AUGGAGGAUGUUACUGAAGAUAUAAUCAGUAUGGAAUCACGUUUUAAAGAGAAAGAAACAAACUCCCCUUUGCUAUUGCAAAGAAUAUUAUCUGGAGAUAUUUUGGAUAUGUAUAGUGGUGAGCAGAGCAUUUCAUCAGUUAAUAUGGGCCUUACAAAUACUUCCUGUUUAAGAAGUCUAUCAAUGAAAAAAGAAAUUACAGUAACUGACACUCGAGCUGUGGCAAAAGAGAGACAAAAGAAAGACAACCACAACCUCAUUGAAAGAAGAAGAAGGUAUAAUAUUAAUUACAGAAUCAAGGAGCUUGGCACUCUUAUUCCAAAGUCUAAUAAUCCUGAUAUGCGCUGGAACAAAGGAACCAUUCUUAAAGCAUCAGUGGAGUACAUCAAGUGGCUACAAAAAGAACAACAGAGAGCUCGAGAAUUAGAACAUAGACAGAAGAAAUUAGAGCAGGCUAACAGGCAGCUUUUACUUCGGAUUCAGGAACUAGAAAUACAGGCUCGUGCUCAUGGUCUUCUAACCCUGGCUUCACUUGGCACAGUUGAUUUAGGUGCUCAUGUCACCAAACAACACACCCAACUUGGGCAGAAUUCUGUAGACUGUUGCCAACAACUCACUCUGUUUCAGGAAACAAGCCCCAAGCUCCACGAUCAAGCUAUCGCCUUCUCUGAUCCUUUGUCACACUUUACAGAUUUAUCAUUUAGUGCUGCUUUGAAAGAGGAACAAAUAUUGGGUUAUAUGCUAUUGGAUGACACAAUAUCUCCUUUUGGAACAGAUCCUGUGCUAUCUGCCACUUUCCCUGCAGUUUCCAAAGAGAGCAGUAGGACAAGCAGUUUUAGCUUAGAUGGUGGUGAUGAGUAA